AUGCGCUCCACCGUCGUUCCGCAGGCGGUUGCCACCGAGCAGGCGGCUGCCGUGAAGACCGCCGACGCCCCGCGCUGGGCGCUCGAGACGCACUUCGGAUACGACAGCGUCUACAGCUCCAGCAUCGACGCCGAGCUCGACGCGAUCGAGCAGAAGUGCAAGGAGCUCAAGGCGAACUUCGAGGGCAAGAUGGGCGAGUCGCUCCUCGACGCCAUCAAAGCCUACGAGGAGGUGGACAUCGCGCUGACCAAGGCGCUGUCCUACGUCUCGCUCUCGUGCGACACAAAACUCGACGACGACAAGGCGCAGAAGCGCAAGGCGUCGCUCUUUCAGCGCUACUCCACAAUCUCCGGCAACCAGCUCACGUUCUUCUCCCUGGAGCUCGCUGAUAUGUCGCAGGAGACGCUCGAGACGCAGAUGGAGAAUUCCCCCGAGCUCGCCAAGUACCAGGCGUACAUCGACGAAGUUCGCAGGUCCCAGCCCUACAACCUGAGCAAAGAGGUGGAACGAGCGCUGACCGUCCGCGCGCCGUUCGCGGGCAAGGGCAAGGUUGUCGAGUUCUACGGCAACGAGCUGUCGCGGCUUCGGUUCAAGGAUGGCGACGAGGAGGUCAACAUGGAGGUGCUCCUCGCCAAGAUGACGUCGUCCAAGGACGCCGCGACUCGUCACGAGUGCAUGAAGGCGCUCAACACCGGGUUGAAGGAGUUCGAGCGCGUCGCCGCGCUGUCUCUGAACAUGGUCGCCGGGUCGUGGCACGCGGAGAACACCGAGCGCGGCUUCGAGCAGCUCAGGUCGCAGCGCAACCUCGGCAACAACGUGCCGGACGAGGUGGUCGACUCGCUCCUCGACGCCGUGAAGACCACCGGCGUGGACUACUGCAAGCGAUACUACGCCCUCAAGAAGGGCAUCCUCAAGAACACCGCGGGGCUGGAGAAGAUGACGUGGGCCGAUCGCAACGCGGCGAUCAACAUCGGGACCUCGUCCGAAUCUUACACCUGGGAAGAAGCCGUGGACAUCGUCAAGGCUGGGUACGAAAAGUUCUCACCGACGAUGGCCGGUUUGUUUCAGCAGAUGGUGGACGAGAAGCGCAUCGACGUGCCCGCGCAGAACGGCAAGCGCGGCGGCGCGUACUGCAGCUCAUCCUACGGCCACGGACCCUUCCAGCUGCUCAAUUUCACCGGCACGCAGCGCGACGUCGCCACCCUCGCGCACGAGUCCGGGCACGGCGCUCACUUUAUGCUGUCUUACAAGCAGGGCAUCCUCCAGUUCCACCCGCCGCUCACCCUGGCGGAGACGGCGUCCAUCUUCGGCGAGAUGAUCGUCUUCCGCGAUCUCCUCGAGAAGGCGCCCACCGACGAGGACCGACUCGCCAUGCUCAUGGGUAAGAUUGACGACAUCAUCAACAGCGUCGUGAGGCAGUGCGGCUUUGACGCGUUCGAGGAGAAGGUGCACUCGGGCCGAGCCGCCGGCACCCUCACCCCCGACGAGAUGACCGAGGCGUGGCAGCAGACCAUGGUGGACUACUACGGCGCGGAGGGUGAGGUGUUCGACUCGUACGCCGACACCUCACACCUGUGGACCUACGUCUCGCACUUUCACAACGUCCCGUUUUACGUGUACAGUUACGCCUUCGCCGACCUCGUCGUCGGCUCCUUGUACGGCGUGUACCAGAAACAGCCGGAAGGUUUCGAGGAUAAACUUCUAGAGCUUCUGAGCGCGGGCGGCGUCAAGGGUUUCCGCGAGGCGCUCGAGCCCUUCGGUUUGGACCCGGCGGAUCCGGUGUUUUGGAAAGAUUCCAUCGACGCUCACCUCGGGUCGCUCAUGGAAGAGGCGGAGCAACUCGCCGCGCAGCUGGGGCUCUCCGACCCAUGAGACCCGGCGACGAGGCGUUACUGUUACCAUCGACGUUACUGUUACCGUGUACCGAGUACAUCCCGGGCGGAUGACGACUAUACAUCAUUCUUUAAUUGAACAAGACUCUCCUUCUUCGCGUUUCGAACCUAGUCGAAGUGCGUCGUCGUGACACUUACCUUAAAAGGUAAAAUAAAAAUAUCGCCCCCCUCGAGGUGGGUCGCGACGAGGAACUUUCACAGCUCGUCGUGAGCGGCGCGGACGUUGUGCAGGGAGGGCGCCUCGCAACGCAACGGCUUCAGCACGCAGUCUCGCAGAUCCGUCGCGCGGUCGAACUGCUCCUUCAGCAUCGCGGUCAUCCCGACUCGAUCCUUGGCGCACUCCGCCUGCGUGUUGAAGAUCGAACUCAACUUGUCCGGGUGAAGCUCGCGGCUGAUCGCCUUGUACGCCUUGCUCGCGCGUUCCUCGAUCACUGCCCUCACCUUACCCACGCCCGUGCCCCCGUCCGAGGUGGCGUGGUCCCUGAGCUUCUCCAGCUGCGCGAACCCCGGGUGAGCGUUGGCGAGCCAUCGGCGGAACUUGGGCUUCCCCUCUGUCUUGUCCGCGUCGUAUUUGUGCUUGUAAUGUCUCAGGCGAUCGCACUUUUGCUGGUCCGUCUCCGGGGCUCGCGCCGUGACGUUCCGGCCCGUGGCCGGGUCCGUGACGUUCGGUCGCCUUCCCGCCUCCGGGUUAGUGCUGGGAUUCCACGCCCUGUACUCGCUCACGGAGCAGACGUACCCCCACCCGGUGUCCGCCUCCCUCGCCGCCGCGUCCGAGUUUGGAUUGAAAUCCUUUCGACACCGGUAGAUCUCCGCGACGCGUCGCUUGUGAGCGCCGGAUAUUUGAGGGGCUUUCUUGACGGCCGCCGAGCGGAGACGUUCGCGCUCGGCGGCGUCGAACUUGUUCGUCGCGGCGUUCAGCGCGUUCGUCGCCGCGCGCCCCGCGCGAACCUGCUUCGCGAGAUGGUAGAGCUCGUGCUCGUUGUACUCCGCGUCGGGAUGAGCCCUCAUCGCCUCGAGCCUUUUGCCCUCCAGCUUCAUGACCUCGUUGAAGCGGACGGGGUUGCGAACGGUGAUGACGCCGUCGUCGUCGAUCUCGCACCAACGCCUCGCGGUCUCGGCGUUAUUAGCGGGCUUGCACCCCGGGGGAUGGAUCUCCUUCCACGCCACCCUGACGGCACCCUCGCUCACGCGCCGAUCGCCGGGCAUCUUGCCGACGCCCGUGUACGGGACGGUGGCGGCGGCGGUUCCCGCGGCGAGAAGGACGAGCGCCGCGAGCAGACGCGCUCGCGCGCGGAACCCACGCGACGUCGACAUCGCGGA
This is a messenger RNA of Micromonas commoda, 3212 nucleotides long. RefSeq lists its product with no specific name. The transcript has a single exon. Bases 1 to 1872 code for a protein of 623 amino acids. Gene Ontology annotation, biological process: proteolysis. Gene Ontology annotation, molecular function: metalloendopeptidase activity. The record is from RefSeq and is a predicted model, not a curated record. Lineage: Eukaryota; Viridiplantae; Chlorophyta; Mamiellophyceae; Mamiellales; Mamiellaceae.